CUACAGCAUCGCGAGCGUCCGUCAUCUCGUUUCGACUUGACGCACUCCUGGCUGGCGUGCCUAUCGAUGUGGCAAGGCAGAGACGAAAAGCCUUCAACGGAAAAGGCGCGUGUUUGGUCAUUUGACGGCCAUCCCGAAUCACUUGAUUGCCGCAGAUCGUUACCAGUGCAUUCCGAGUGUUGGUUGCUAGACUGAUUUCGACAACGCCACAGCACUUACCAGUGAAUUCAAUGGUUGAGUGACAAGAUUCUUCUCCUCCCCACCCCGCCUUAGCGUGCCAGUAUGAAUGAGUUAGAUAGCUUACGACAAGAAGCCGAAGCUCUGAAGAAUGCCAUUCGGGACGCGAGGAAAUCAGCCUGCGACACGACGCUGGUCCAGGCGACGGCCAACAUGGAGGCGAUUGGUCGGAUCCAGAUGCGGACCAGGCGAACUUUACGUGGCCAUUUGGCCAAAAUUUACGCCAUGCACUGGGGCACGGAUUCUAGAAAUUUAGUCUCGGCAUCUCAGGAUGGCAAACUGAUCGUAUGGGAUUCAUACACGACAAACAAAGUGCACGCCAUACCUCUUCGUUCCAGUUGGGUCAUGACAUGCGCCUAUGCUCCAUCUGGGAAUUACGUCGCCUGUGGCGGCUUGGACAAUAUCUGCUCAAUAUACAGCCUGAAAACACGCGAAGGCAACGUUCGAGUCAGCCGGGAAUUGCCGGGACACACGGGCUAUCUGAGCUGCUGCCGUUUCCUGGACGAUAACCAAAUUGUCACCAGCUCGGGAGACAUGACUUGUGCUUUGUGGGACAUCGAAACGGGACAGCAAACAACGUCAUUUACCGGCCACACUGGUGACGUCAUGUCUCUCUCGCUGUCGCCUGACAUGCGCACAUUUGUGUCAGGAGCCUGUGAUGCUUCUGCCAAGCUUUGGGACGUCCGCGACGGAAUGUGUCGCCAGACUUUCUCUGGUCACGAAUCAGAUAUUAAUGCGAUAGGGUUCUUCCCCAACGGUUACGCUUUCGCCACUGGAUCGGACGACGCCACUUGUCGCCUGUUUGACAUCCGGGCCGAUCAAGAGCUGGCCAUGUAUUCGCACGACAACAUCAUCUGCGGCAUCACGUCUGUUGCUUUUUCCAAAUCUGGUCGCCUUCUAUUGGCUGGCUAUGAUGAUUUCAACUGCAACGUGUGGGACUCUAUGAGGACAGAACGAGCAGGUGUGUUAGCAGGCCAUGACAACCGCGUUAGUUGCUUGGGUGUGACGGAAGAUGGAAUGGCCGUGGCUACCGGAUCGUGGGAUAGUUUCCUGAAAAUUUGGAACUAACCUGUCCUCGUUUCGUGCAAUCACCCGCGUUGCGGCCUCACCCACUUUGCUAUCAAUCGCAGUUUCUAAUUUAUUGACACCUACUUGACGCACACAGCAGGAGAGAAGAGCAUGAUCCAUCAUAGAAAUCGCGGGAAA
Messenger RNA from Daphnia carinata, 1443 nucleotides. RefSeq names its product guanine nucleotide-binding protein G(I)/G(S)/G(T) subunit beta-1 (gene Gbeta13F). Gene Ontology annotation, biological process: G protein-coupled receptor signaling pathway. The transcript has 9 exons. Gene Ontology annotation, cellular component: heterotrimeric G-protein complex; cytoplasm. The record is from RefSeq and is a predicted model, not a curated record. Bases 283 to 1305 code for a protein of 340 amino acids. NCBI's taxonomy places the organism in Eukaryota, Metazoa, Arthropoda, Branchiopoda, Diplostraca, Daphniidae. Gene Ontology annotation, molecular function: signaling receptor complex adaptor activity; protein binding.